This is a messenger RNA of Amphiprion ocellaris (clown anemonefish), 2476 nucleotides long. RefSeq names its product cysteine/serine-rich nuclear protein 2-like. Lineage: Eukaryota; Metazoa; Chordata; Actinopteri; Pomacentridae. Gene Ontology annotation, biological process: regulation of transcription by RNA polymerase II. Gene Ontology annotation, molecular function: sequence-specific DNA binding; DNA-binding transcription factor activity, RNA polymerase II-specific. The transcript has 5 exons. Bases 158 to 1903 code for a protein of 581 amino acids. The record is from RefSeq and is a predicted model, not a curated record. Gene Ontology annotation, cellular component: nucleus.
CCAGUCCUCUCAUGUCCACACUGGUACUACUGUGUAGCUGCACAUAAACACAGGCGGACACACAAUGCUCCGCUGGCUGGAGCGACGACAAGACCCGUAACUUCGUGUCAAAUUCAGCCCCUUUUUUGUCUCUAUUAUGCUGCCUUUUACUUCGUGAAUGUAUAUCAGCCACCACAGCCACACAAUGAGAGGCAUCCUUAAGAGAAAGUUUGCAGAGGUAGAUGAAAAUCCCGGCUACUCCUCCUCCUCCCCCUCUCCUCCGUCCUCCCUCUCCUCCCCUGCUUCCUCAGAGUGGGAGUCGGAUGGGGAGGGCAGCUCGUCUGAAGAAUUCACACCUCACAGUCCUCCUUCAUCCACCGGUUUGCCCAUCCAGUCCAUCCUCAAGAGGCCAAAGCUUGCGAGUGGACGGAGCAACGUUCGCUUUGACCAGGUGACUGUUUUCAGUUUCCAGCACUGCCAAGGCUUCACCAGUGUUCCCAGCCGUGGAGGUGCAGCGCUGGGCAUGGUGAGGAGGCACAGCGCCCUCCACAGGUACACGGUGGCAGAGCACGCACUGGAACAACGGCACAGACGCAGAGAGAAGCUCAGACAAAGACUGAGAGAGGAGAAGUUGGAGGCACUGAAGCACAAAUUGAUCAUCAGCGGAGCCAUCGACCAGCGACAAGCAGACAGACUCACUGUGGAUCAAGUCCCAGACAGCGACCCUGACUUCCACAUCAGUGACGCUGAGCUGGACGAUCGAGGUUUCCUUCAGCCGUUCUCCUCCAAACAGCGACAAGCUCUUCUGCAGGCGGCAGGGGUGAAGCACAUCGACAAGGAGGAGAAGAGGCAGCUUCACGACCUGAGACUCUCCAGAGAGGCCUGUGGAUGUGACUGUCGAGGCUUCUGUGAACCAGAAACCUGCGCAUGUAGUCUGGCAGGCAUCAAGUGUCAGGUGGACCGCUCCAACUUCCCGUGUGGCUGCACUAAGGACAGCUGUGGAAACACUCAGGGACGCAUUGAGUUCGACUCCAGGCGUGUUCAGACACAUUACAUCCACACGGUCAUGAGACUCAAUCUGGAGAGGCGAAUCCAGGAUGAAGCGCUCAGCCCAGAGGAGCAGACUGGACUUCCAGAGGAGCUCCAGGAGUAUGAGGACCAGGAUGAGAUGCACCUGGAGCAGAGUGAACAGGACAAGAGGUGUCCAUUUGGGUUUAGUUUGGAGGAAGACAGGCUUCCUGUCACCAUGCCCACCACUCCUUUGUUCCAUUUCAUCCCAGAGCGUUUGGUCGUGGAGGAGAACAGCUGCAGCAGCGACAUGACUGAAUCCUCCUGCUCCUCUUCUGACUCUGAGUCUGGAGGAAACCUCGACAGGAGUCCGAAUCUUCCUGACGUUGAUGGAGGGCUGAACCGUGCUCUUAGUCUCUGUGAAAAUAAUAACUACUCUUCUUCAUGCAGCCAACUGAGGCACAUAGAACCACUGAUGCAGCACAGCAGCAGCUCUGCAGUUCACAGCACAACUACUGAUAGCGUGGGACCUCGACCAGCACUCACAGACAAUAUCAGCCGGACUUCAGUCACAGAUUAUCUGGAUGAAAAUGCAAACCAAGCCAGAGAUUUCUUUGAAGAUGGCUCUCUUGAGGGUUUCCCCAACACCCCCUCCCCCACUGUGGACUAUUCCUUAGGAGGGUACAUGGACCUGAGUCUCUCCUCUGAAUCCGACCUGGAGUUCUUUGACAGCGACUACCCCUCUGGACCACUGCACAGCUCCUUCAAAGCACACAGGCACCCGGACAGUUUCCGCCACCUGCAGCUGUGCAGUUCUGUCAGUUUGCCGCAGUACGAGUCGAGCACCCACCUCCUGGAGUCUCUGAUCGGCCUGACCGACCCGAGCACAGAGCAGAUAUCCAGCUUUUGUAGCUGAUUUAAGGAAUUCUUUUGCUGUUAAAAGAAGCUGUAUGAGAGAAAACAAUGUAAGAGCACUGCUUUUAUGUAUUUGUAAUAAUAAUUCAAUGUACAAAGAAUGAUUGAUAACAUAUUUUUACUUAGCUGGAUAUUUUUUCUAUUACCUAAAAAUUAUUUGCCUUUGUUUUAAAAGAAACCACACUUGAGUAAUUAAUAUAUGUCUUGUUUUUUGUUUACUAAACCUAAACAAUGAUCUCUGACAUGAUAUUUAAUUUCUUUUUUAUCAUGACCACCCACAAUAUUUGAUUCUUAUGCAGAGUGUGAAUUAUUUUUAAAUGUCAUCUUACCCAAAGUCAAGAAAGGGAGGAGCAAUGCAGAGUUACCAUUUCAAGAGCACAUUGUCCAAAAAUAUCAACAAAAACACCCGUAUGCUGCUGGAACUACAUGCUAACAACAUGUAAGCAGAUUAAUCCACUCAUGAAGGACUUUUAAAGACUGCCAGGUUUGCGGUGGAUUAUCCUUUAUGUGCUUAACAAUAUGUUUAGAAUAUUUCUGUGUUGGAGGGAUAAAAUAAAACAUUUUUAUUUAUUUA